GGGAGACGCGGGGGACGCGGGGCUGAAUGUUCUGAGGAGUGCGGGAUGGAGGACGCGGUCCUGAAGGAGGAGCCUGAGGAGAGCGCCAUCCUGAGCCCAGAGGAGGCGGGGCUCAGGCCGGGGGCGGAGCCGCAGGAGGGCGAAGACGACGCCCCCUACAGCGGCGACGUGAAGGACGAGGACGACGAGUGCGCCCCCUACAGCCCACACGCCUCAGGACUGUGGCUGCAGACCCGACUCUCGGACCCGGAGCCCGGGACCCCGGUGAGUCCAGGUUUAGCCCCGGGUCCGGACCCGUCCCCGUCCUCAGGCUCCUUCCCCUGCCCCGUGUGUCAGGAGCGGCACCCGUCGCGGCAGGAGCUGACGGAGCACCUGACGGGUCACACGCGCGGGCGCCCGCCGCUCUGCCUGGUGUGCGGGACGCAGAUGCAGAACACGGGCGACGUGCGGCGCCACAUGAUGACGCACAGCGGCGAGAAACCCUUCUCCUGCGACAGGUGCAACAAACGCUUCACCCGCCGCCACGCCCUGCACAACCACCAGAUGAACUGUCGCCACGACAACCGCCUCACAGGCCCCGCCCCCGACCAGCAGGGCACCUUCUGCUGCUGCGUCUGCGGCCUCAGCUUCCCCACGAGGGCGGUCCUGACGGCGCACAUGGUGGUGCACGUGGGCGGGGACCCCCCUCGGUGUCAGGUGUGCACCCGGAAGGUUCGACCUCAGAUCAGCGCCGUCCUGCGUCACAUGAUGCUCCACAGCGGCGAGAAACCCUUCACCUGCCACACCUGCCACAAGGGCUUCAGCCGCAAGAGCGCCCUGCAGCAGCACCUGCAGGUGUGCGAGGAGGCCAAGGCGCCGCAGGACGCCGUCCCCGAGUUGGACGAGUCUUUCGGGUGUUCGGUUUGCGGUCACAGGGCCGACUCCGCCUCCCUGCUCACCGAUCACAUGACCAAUCACGUGGUGAUCAGCGACUGGGGCGGCACCUGCCUCGUCUGCCACAAAACCAUCCAGAAAUCCAAGAACGACGUGCGACGCCACAUGAUGAUCCACUCCGGAGAGAAACCUUUCAGCUGCUCCGGCUGCGGCAAGAGCUUCAACCGCAACUCCACCCUGCAGGUCCACAUGAACAUCUGCAGCAUCGCGGUGCCGGUGCAGAGGGACUGUGUGGAGCGAGAGCCAGAGGAGGAGGACGAGGAGGAGGGGACCUUCGGCUGUUCUCUCUGUGACAAACACUUCUUCAGGAAAGGUCUCCUGACGGAUCACCUGACGACGCACCUGAGCUCUCCGCCCGGCACCUGCCUCGUGUGUCUGCGCAACAUCGGCACCAAACGCAACGACGUGCGACGCCACAUGAUGAUCCACUCCGGAGAGAAACCUUUCAGCUGUUCGGCCUGCGGCAUGAAAUUCAACCGCAAGUUCACACUGCGGCACCACACAAAACUCUGCACACAGGGCGUCCAGCGGGAGGCGCAGGGUGAGGAGGUGCAGCCGCCUGAAGGGGGAGCUGUGCAGCAGAGGGAGGAGCAGAGGGAGGAGCAGAGGGAGGAGCAGAGGGAGGAGCAGAGGGAACAGCUGCAGGAGCAGGAGGAGGAAGCUCGCUGCAGGUUCUGUAAUCAGACGUUCUACGAGCCGUCGCAGCUGACGGAGCACAUGGCGACGCACACGGACGAGGCGACGGGGGCGUGUCUGAUCUGCGGACGGGCGCUCGGACGAACUGUCGCCGAAGUCCGACAGCACAUGAUGGUUCACUCCGGAGAAAAACCCUUCAGCUGCAAAGUGUGUGGAAGGAGAUUUAUCAGGACGCUCGCUCUGAAAACACACAUGAGGACGCACGACAAGAACCGCAACCAGGGGGAUGUGUCGAGGCCCGUGCACACGUGUUCCGUGUGCGGUCAGGCGUUUAAAACCAUGACGGUGUUGAAGUAUCACAUGUUCAUCCAUUCGGGCGUUCGUCCUUUCGGCUGCUCCGUCUGUGGGAAGCGUUUCCGUCAACAGGGCGACGUGAGACGUCACAUGAUGCUCCACUCUGGAGAGAAACCCUUCACCUGCCGCGCCUGUGGGCGGAGCUUCGCCCGCCGCAACGCCCUCAGACUGCACCUGCGCACGCACAUCGCAGGGGGCGUGGUGGACGAGGCGUUGCUGGAGGCGGCGCCCGCCUGCGCAGACGGCGUUCUGUCCCCGGUGAUCGUGUGCGACGGGUGUGGACAGGGCUUCACCCGCUCGCUGCACUUCAACAGACACCUGAGCACCUGCGGGGAACUGCACCUGCGCAGCCACGACGCACCAUUCAGCUGUUCAGUCUGCGCAGAGGCUUUUACUGACAAACAAGAUCUGAUACAACACGUCCUCACACACAAGGACGGCGAGUACGUGAGUUGUGUGAUCUGUAACAAGAGCCUGCGUCGCUCGGACCUGAAGCAGCACCUGUCGCUUCACGCGGGGGAGAAACGUCACCGAUGUCCCGAGUGCGGAAAAGGCUUCAGCCGAAACACGCACCUGCGCGGGCACCUGCGCACGCACGCCAAGCACCUGCCGCCGGGCGCCGCCCCGCCGGGCCCGCCCCCCCCGCACCCCCCGCCCCGCAGGAGCAGCCUCAGGACCUGAGCCUGUCGUCCGCGGGCCGCGCCGCGCCCGUCGCCGCGCCCGUCGCCGCCCGUCAGGAGUCGGGGGCGGAGUCGUUCGCCUGUCACAUCUGCGGGAAGUCGUACUCGAAGAAGUCGAGUCUGGUGAGUCACGUGG
Boleophthalmus pectinirostris (great blue-spotted mudskipper) is the source of this 2739-nucleotide messenger RNA. Its product is annotated as zinc finger protein 850-like. Gene Ontology annotation, cellular component: nucleus. The record is from RefSeq and is a predicted model, not a curated record. The coding region runs from base 46 to 2604 and encodes 852 amino acids. Gene Ontology annotation, molecular function: DNA-binding transcription factor activity, RNA polymerase II-specific; RNA polymerase II transcription regulatory region sequence-specific DNA binding. Gene Ontology annotation, biological process: regulation of transcription by RNA polymerase II. The transcript has 10 exons. Lineage: Eukaryota; Metazoa; Chordata; Actinopteri; Gobiiformes; Gobiidae.